CACUAUCAUUUGAAAGCAGCAUACAUAUAUAAUAUAUAUAAUACAUAAGUAUAUUAUGAAUUGGAAGCGGAUGAAAAACGUAAACACACCGACUUCCUGGUUUCCGGCAAGAUGGUUGCUCCCUGUCGCCUCCUCCUUGAUUCAGAUAAAGGCCCUUCGGUGGAAUCGUCCCUCUGAGCCCUGACAUGGCUCACUCACAGAUCCGACUGAGGAUCCUCCCCGGAGUUCGCUGUCUCUUCGACAAACUGGUGCAGGUCAGAGUAGACGGACUGGCUCCUUUCAAACCAGUAGAGCUAAGGUCAAAGCUAGUGGAUGACCGAGGGGUGAUCUUCAAGGCCUCCGCCCUGUACAAGGCGGAUGAAAGCGGCCGGUUGGAUGUUUCCCGCUCACCUUCCCUGGAAGGAAGCUACACCGGAGUGGAGCCCAUGGGUCUGUUCUGGGCCAUGUCUCCAGACACUGCGCACAGCAAACUGCUGAAGAAGAAUGUGCUCAGCCCGACACUGGUGGAGAUAGCAGCGGUAAGUCAGGAGACUGGUAAGCUGCUGGGCUCUGAAACUGUGGAGCGAGGGUUCAUGACCGAAGGGAUGAAGAGAGUUCCUGUGCAAGAGGGCAGAAUACGAGGAGUCCUCUUCAUUCCACCAGGAGAGGGUCCGUUCCCUGGAAUUGUGGACUUGUACACGUUUGGUGGAGGUCUCAGUGAACCCCGAGCCAGCCUCCUGGCAAAUAAGGGCUUUGUGGUUUUGGCUCUGGCUUAUUAUGGCUACCAGGAUCUACCGAAAAAUCCCCCAAAACUGGAUCUGGAAUACUUUGAAGAAGCUGUAACCUAUCUGAGGAGCCAGCCAGAAGUCAAAGGUCCCGGGGUUGGCAUCAUCUCCAUCUCUCACAGUGGAGCUUUGGCUUUGUCAAUGUCCUCUUUCCUACAGGGGAUCACAGCCACCGUCUGUAUCAACAGCUGCAUUGGAAACACUGUUAUCCCCCUCCAUUAUAAAGACACUGUAAUACCCCCGCUCCCUCCUGUCCUCAAGAAUGUUAAAGUAACAGACUCGGGGCUGUUUAGUAUACGCGACGCCUUUACAGGCCCGACCUUGGAGCAGAACCAAGCAUCCUUGAUCCCGAUUGAACGGGCCAGCUGCCACUUCCUGUUUGCGGUCUCUGAAGAUGACCAGAACUGGAACAGUGCUCUAUUUGCUCAACACGCCGCUGCAACGCUGAGAAGUCACGGCAAAGAAGAGUCCUUUGAAGUGGUGACUUAUCCCAGAGCGGGACACUUUCUGGAGGUCCCUCACAUGCCUCACUGUCCGUCCAGCUUUCACGCUGCAGUGGGGAACGCCGUGCUGUUUGGUGGCGAGCCAAAAGCCCACUCCGAGGCUCAGCUGGACCUGUGGGAACGAGUCCAGGAGUUCUUCAAGAGCCACUUGGACAAGGAGAGCACUUGUUAGCAAGGAGUGUUGAGUCAAGCUUGUCAAGCAUCCCAGAACGGCCGUCCUUAGCUAUGCUCGCCUCGUCUGGAAUUUCUAAUGAAUUUAACAAACACUGCCAGCUCUGUAAGCGUCAACGUGCCGUGGGUCACAUGGAGCAGAAGUUUAAAAGCCUCUUUUUUGAUUUUCUGCCUAAUUAGUCCAUUGUUGUGCGUUUACUAGAAUAACAUAACACAAUUUUUGCUGUUGUGGGAAAAAGGAACUAUUGUCGAGACCAUAACUAUUUGGACGGUGACACUUUUCAUGAUUCUGCCUCUGUACACUAAUCAAAUGGGUUUUAAAUGAAGCCAUGAAGAUGUUAUAGAGGAGUAGAUUAACACUUUAAUUCCUGUUGUUUAUAACAGUGAAGCACAGAUUUAAGAUUAUAUCUAAAAUGAUCAUAUUUAUUCAAUAUAAAAAUGAUUGUAACCUUCUGAUUUGUUAUGUCGUCUUUGUUAUUAUCUCAUACCUUAUUAAACUGACCAAGAAUGUUUAAAUGGAAA
Messenger RNA from Pleuronectes platessa (European plaice), 1960 nucleotides. RefSeq names its product acyl-CoA thioesterase 20 (gene acot20). Gene Ontology annotation, molecular function: fatty acyl-CoA hydrolase activity. The transcript has 4 exons. Gene Ontology annotation, biological process: fatty acid metabolic process; acyl-CoA metabolic process. The record is from RefSeq and is a predicted model, not a curated record. Lineage: Eukaryota; Metazoa; Chordata; Actinopteri; Pleuronectiformes; Pleuronectidae. Bases 186 to 1439 code for a protein of 417 amino acids.